This is a messenger RNA of Penicillium manginii, 1482 nucleotides long. RefSeq lists its product as uncharacterized. Gene Ontology annotation, biological process: transmembrane transport. The transcript has 2 exons. Gene Ontology annotation, molecular function: transmembrane transporter activity. The record is from RefSeq and is a predicted model, not a curated record. The coding region runs from base 1 to 1482 and encodes 493 amino acids. NCBI's taxonomy places the organism in Eukaryota, Fungi, Ascomycota, Eurotiomycetes, Eurotiales, Aspergillaceae.
AUGGUUUCAUCGGGCUUGCUUCCCGCAAAAGCGCAUAAACGGGAGCAAGGCGUCCAGGUCAACCUUAUCGCAGUGCCCGACGGCGCCUCCACGCCAGGAACGGCCUCUCCUCCGAACGAGCCAGUGUCAAAAUUUGAACUAGUCACCUGGAAUGGACCCCAUGAUCCCGAAAAUCCGCAGAAUUGGGCACGACGUGAAAAACUGCUGCGAUCCUUUGCACCAUUGGCCGUCAUCUUCUCCAUCUCAUUCUGUUCGAGUAUUUUCGGGUCCGCCACCAGCGUCACAGCCCACCAAUAUGGCGUGUCGGAAGAAGUCAUGAAAGUAGUAGGUAACCUGCCUGUCAUGGUGGUUGCAUUAGCCGGAUGUGGAGUCUUUCAAAUCCCACUUGCACUAGCCCGCAACGUCACCACAAUCCUAGUUUCUCGAUUUCUGGCAGGCAUGCUAGGGAGUGGCGGUCUCGCCGUUGGAUCGGGAUUGUUGGCCGAUAUCUUCGGCCCGAUCACGCGGGGAAUUGCUGUCGGGACAUCCGCUUCAAUCAUGAACCUAGGUUCGACUAUUAGUCCAAUUGUCGGAGCCUACAUCGUCGACAGAUACGACUGGCGCUGGACAGCAUGGACAUCUCUGAUCCUCUGCGGGGUGGUCGGACUCCUCUGCAUCGCACUCUUGCGAGAAUCCUCGCACAAUCGCCUGCUCAUGCGUCGGGCAGCCUAUCUGCGCCACGAAACAGGUAACCCGAACUAUCGAGCACAAGCAGAAAUGGCUUCCCUGAAUCCGCAAGUCCUCCUUCGCAAAUACUGCACAAAGCCCGUUCGCAUGUUCUGCCAAGAACCCAUUCUCAUCGUGAUGACAACCUACCUAACCCUGGUCUACGGCACGCUGUACCUCUCGUAUCAGUUAUUCCCGCGGGCAUUUCGAAUGCGUGGCUGGAGCGUGCCUACUGCCACUCUCCCAUUUACGGCUGUUGGUCUGGGCGUAUUGUCUGCCUUGGGAGUUUUCUCGUUUUUCACAAUGACCUGGUACAAGCGGCGAUGGGUACUUGCUCAAAAGGCAGCGGUAGAUGGUGUCCCAGCCCGCGUGCCUCCUGAAGAUAGACUGCCGCCGAUGAUAUUGGGAGCCGUAUUACUUCCACCGAGUCUGCUUUGGUUUGGCUGGAGUGGGGGUACGCAUUGGGUUGCGCAGGUGAUUGCCUGCUUCUUCAUCGGACUGUCUCUACAGCUCAUUUUUAUCACGGGUAUCGCGUAUAUUGUUGACGUUUAUUUGUUGAACACGGUCUCGGCCAUUAGUAUUCACGUCAUGGUGCGAAGCCUUGUGUCUGCGUCGUUUCCUUUAUUUGAGGGCCCGAUGUAUGGCACAUUGCACAUAAAUUGGUCGGCUACAUUGCUGGCUUGUUUAUCUGCAUGCAUUAUGGCUUCGCCGAUCAUUUUUAGAAUCCAUGGCCCUCAGAUCCGGAGCUGGAGUCGGUUUUCAGUGGGCGGAAUAUAG